This is a messenger RNA of Aspergillus viridinutans, 462 nucleotides long. RefSeq lists its product as uncharacterized. Bases 1 to 462 code for a protein of 153 amino acids. NCBI's taxonomy places the organism in Eukaryota, Fungi, Ascomycota, Eurotiomycetes, Eurotiales, Aspergillaceae. The transcript is spliced from 2 exons. The record is from RefSeq and is a predicted model, not a curated record.
AUGUAUCUCAGUACCUCGAACGGGAUGUCCGACUACGUGGUCAAUCCCAAUACCAUGUUUGCAACGAAGGUCCCAAUUCUGGAUAAAUCAGACGGUCGGUGGACAUGGUUCGUGUAUAUCAAAGGUCUCGCUCUGCGUAGAAAGGUCUGGAAAUAUAUUUACCCAGAGGAUGAGACUAUUACCAACGAGGAACCGGUGGAACCGACCCGACCCGUUCCAACGAAGGCUUUCAAAGAUAUGAAUGAAGGCGAGCAAUUCGCUUGGGAAAUGGAAUCCGAAGGAUACUAUAGGCUGAAGCGCAUAUACUACGAGGAGCUAGACGGCCUGACAACCGUCUGGACCGCUAUGUGGAACACCGUCAGCGAGAACCACCGUUUUGCCUUCAGGCGGAACCCCUCAGAUCGCACCAUGGGAGGAUUGGUGAUCUUCUACUUCCCGACCUUUUACCGACGGUGGCUGUAG